Cercopithifilaria johnstoni is the source of this 573-nucleotide messenger RNA. Lineage: Eukaryota; Metazoa; Nematoda; Chromadorea; Rhabditida; Onchocercidae. The record is from the annotation of a GenBank genome assembly.
AUGAGCGAUACGCUGGAAAAUAUCAAAUCCUUCAUUGUACGUUGGUGGACAGCAGUCAAUACUGAUAGACGACCCAAACCGAAUCCGGCGCGAAUGGUUACCGUUCAGGAAUUACCAAUGUAUCCGGAUGAGACACCAUAUUAUAAAGAAGUCGAACAGCUACCUACGCCGAUCCAAAAGGAAAUGGCUCUAUUACGACGAGCCGCUUUACAGCGUUUUGGAGAUUUAGGGGAAUCCUAUCAGAAUGCUGAGGAAAAAUCGAAAAAGGUUCUUAAUUCUGUUCAAGAAUUUAGACAAUUUUUGCAAGAAGAUUAUGGAGUGUUGCCAAAAGCUGCUGCAAUCACCAUUGGUGGUUUUACCGGUUUUUUUCUUGGCAUGAGAAAAUCAGUGUUCCGCCAAUUUCUGUAUUCUGGGAUGGGCUUGUUAACAAUGACUGCAUUUUGUUAUCCCUAUGAAGCAAUAGCUGUCACUCGCACUGCAAUUGAGCAUGCUAAAAUUGCUUGGGAUGAUUUUGUUCGAUCACCCGAACCUCACGUAUAUUCUCGAGCGGACGAACCUCCCCCAUCGCACUGA